AUGCGGAUUUCCUUCAUCUUUGCCGCCGCAGCGACUCUCGGGCUGGCUUAUGCCGCGCCAGUUCCGGCUGCUGGAGCUUUGACGGCUCGUGAAGAGGGCAUCUACGAUUAUUACGAUAUCGAUGCGAAGGCUACCAAGCACAAGCGUGAGGAGGGGAUUUACGAUUACUACGACAUUGGCGCGAAGGCCUCUCGCAAGGAUAAGCGGGAAGAAGGCAUCUACGAUUACUACGACAUUGAUGCAAAAGCUACUAAGCACAAGCGGGAAGAGGGGAUUUACGACUAUUACGACAUCGAUGCCAAGGCUACCAAGAGCAAGCGUGAGGAAGGUAUUUAUGACUACUACGACAUUGAUGCGAAGGCUACCAAGAGCAAGCGGGAGGAAGGUAUUUAUGACUACUACGACAUUGAUGCGAAGGCUACCAAACACAAGCGGGAGGAAGGGAUCUACGACUACUACGAUAUCGACUCCAAAACUACCAAGCACAAGCGGGAAGAAGGGAUCUACGACUACUACGACAUUGGGGCCAAAGCCAGCAAGAACAAGCGAGAAGAGGGGAUUUACGACUACUACGACAUCGACUCCAAGGCUACCAAGGCUAAACGCGAGGAAGGCAUCUACGACUACUACGACAUUGGGGCAAAGGCAGAGAAGCGGACCCCUCAGGAUUUCGCCGAUGAAGCUCCUCACGGGCAUUGA
Molecule: messenger RNA, 699 nt
Organism: Penicilliopsis zonata CBS 506.65
Lineage: Eukaryota; Fungi; Ascomycota; Eurotiomycetes; Eurotiales; Aspergillaceae
Exons: 2
Coding region: 1-699 (232 amino acids)
Source: RefSeq, a predicted model, not a curated record